UAAUGGGCUAAGUACUAGCAUCAGAUUAUGUUGAAUUGUAUGCUAUUCAAGAGAAUCCAAACAAUCAAUCUAUUCAUUCUGUGCAUAAACCUAAUGAUAAGUCUAAAUUAGAUCAUUCCUAAAUAGUACCAUCAAUAUUCAUAUAAAGUCUAAUAUAGCACCUCCUAUAUAGCCUAAACCAAAACCGAAUUAAACGAAGAGUGCUAAUAUUGAUCAGAUAAAAGGAUUAAGAAUCUUUUUAUCUUAAGAAAUGUCUUUAUGUUAUUAAUAAUUUCUAGUACCAACGAAUUCCCUGAUUUAGAUCCUGUUGCAUAUUAAAGACAUGAAAUAGCCGAUGGAGAAUAUUAUGGAAGAUGUUAAGGUUCUAUUAGAGAGGGAGAUGGUGUUUUAUCUCUUAAAAAGAAGUAAUUGUAAAAAGGUAAAUAUAUAUUGAAUGAAUUUACAGGAUAGAAUGAUUAAGAACAACUCUAUAAAUUCUUUGGAACAUAUCGAAAUGGAUAAGCUGCUGGUAAUGGAUAUGCAUUUUUUCAUUAUGAUUAUUCUUUUUGGGGAGAAGUUUAAAAAAAUGAAUUUAAAGGAAAGGGAAUUCUUAAAACCAAAGACAAUUAAACAUAUUAAGGUAUUUGGGAUGAGAGAAAAUUAAAAUAUGGCAUAAUAUAAACGUUAUUAUUAAUUAUUAUGUAUUAGAUAACUUUAUAAAUAUGUGGGAUAAUUUAAGGAUGGAUUAAGAGAUGGAUUAGGAGAAUGUCAUUAUUCUGAUGGAACUAUUAUUAAAGGAAAUUGGAAAUAAGAUAAUUUAGAUCAUCUAUGUCAAAUUUAAUUCCCUGAUAAUACUGUUUUUAGUGGCUAUUUUUUUGAAGGAAUGAAACAUGGUUUUGGACAUUUGAAAUAAUAACAUUAGGAUUAUUAUGGGGAAUUUGAUUGUAAUGUUAAACAUGGUCUUGGAUUAUUGAUUUAACCAGAAGACAAUUAAAUGAAUUAAUCUUAGCAUCAUAAAAAACAUAGUAUUUUUUAAUUUAAUAAACAAAUAGCUGAAUCAUUAUAUGUUUAAGGUGUUUAAAAAGGAAUAUUUUGUGUUUACACAGACAAUUAAAAUAAAUAAUGGUUUUUAAUUAAUGAUAAUAAUGAUAUUGAAAAAUUAGAAUUAAUUACGGAGAAAAGAGGUUUAGCUGAACUUUUAGGUUAAGAUAAGAGUUUAGAAGUUUAAAAAGUAUAAUUCUUUAUAUUUUAGGUUGAAUUAGAAAAGAAUAUUUAAGAUAUGAUUAUUAAAGUAAAUGAAAUUUAAAAUAAUUCCAAUCAAUUCAUGGCAUUAGAAAAAUAAAUGGAUUCUUAAACUAUUAAAUUAGGCCAACUUGCUACAUAUUAAGAUUGGAUUGACUAAAAUAAAUAAUGA
This is a messenger RNA of Paramecium pentaurelia, 1393 nucleotides long. The record is from the annotation of a GenBank genome assembly. Lineage: Eukaryota; Ciliophora; Oligohymenophorea; Peniculida; Parameciidae.